Messenger RNA from Cyphellophora attinorum, 912 nucleotides. RefSeq names its product Transcription elongation factor spt6. NCBI's taxonomy places the organism in Eukaryota, Fungi, Ascomycota, Eurotiomycetes, Chaetothyriales, Cyphellophoraceae. Gene Ontology annotation, molecular function: histone binding; nucleosome binding. Gene Ontology annotation, biological process: transcription elongation by RNA polymerase II; nucleosome organization; positive regulation of transcription elongation by RNA polymerase II. The transcript is spliced from 2 exons. Gene Ontology annotation, cellular component: transcription elongation factor complex. The coding region runs from base 1 to 912 and encodes 303 amino acids. The record is from RefSeq and is a predicted model, not a curated record.
AUGGUCGCCGUCGUCGAGCCCGACCAAUGGCACGACAACGCCCCCAACAUCUCCCCCAAGGAACUCUUCUCCCUCCACCAGACCGUCCAAGCACACAUCACAACCAUCAACCGCAAAGAAUUCACCUGCUCCGUCUCUCUGCGCGACGACGCCGUCAAGAAACCCUACAAGCGCUUCGAUCCCGAAGAACAGCUCAAAUACGACGAGUGGGACUCUCGCGCUGAGGACGAAGACAAGAAGAAACUCGCUCAACAGAACCCCGAGACCGGUAAUCGCGCUACUCGUGUGAUCAAGCACGCGCUGUUCCAGCCCUUCAACAGCGUCCAGGCCGAACAGUACCUUGGUUCACAGAACCGCGGGGACGCCGUCAUCCGUCCUUCCUCCAAGGGAACAGACCAUUUAGCGGUAACAUGGAAGGUCGCAGACGGAAUCUUCCAGCACAUCGAUGUCCUUGAACUCGACAAGGAAAACGAGUUCUCCCUGGGCAAGAUAUUACGAAUCGGCAGCAGCGCACAGUACCAGUACGUCGAUCUCGACCAGCUUAUCGCUGAACACGUACGGCCCAUGGCCAAGAUGGUCGAGCAGAUGGUCAACUCGGAUAAGUUCCAUAAUAAGAGCAAGGCGCAGCUUGAGGAAUGGCUCAAUACCUACACCGCCGCAAACCCAAAGAGAUCCAUGUACCAGUUCUGCCUCAACCGCGAGAAACCAGGCUAUUUCCACCUCAUCUUCAAGGCGGGCCACAAGGCGAAAUCGCAGGAUUGGCCGGUAAAAGUCACCCCCGGUGUUGGGGGUUCGGGUGCGUUCGAGCUGCGCGGCCAGGGAUAUCCGAGCAUGCAGGGGUUGAGCAAUGGGUUCAAGAUCCUGUUUGGGAAUAUUCAGGGCACGAACCAUGCUCUGGGCGGUGGUCGUUGA